UGUUACGGAUGAACUGUCGCAAGAUCCUUCAGACAAGUGUUCCGGCUGAGUAGCCUGCUGCCUCCAAUGCAGGUGAAGUGUCAGAAACAUGGUUGGUACCCGAUACCUCUUGUGUUCUCUCCUCUUCUGUUCCAUUGCUCCAGAGUUUGUGAGCUCUGCCUCCAGGCUACCCGGAGUACAGAAUUACCAGGUGGUGAAACCGCGCAAACUCCACGUCAAGCAGAAACGAGAGAGUGAGGGUCUUUAUCCAUUGGUUGUUCGGUAUGGAGUACCUGUAGAAGGCAAAGAGCUGGUCAUACACCUCGAGAAGAAUGAGGGUCUAUUUGCCAAGAACUACACGGAAACCUACACCUUGGAAAAUGGGACUGAAGUGCAGGACACCCCCCUCUAUCCGGAUCAUUGCUAUUACCAUGGUUACGUAAAGGGGGAGGAAGGUUCCUCGGCCAGCUUCAGCACUUGUGACGGACUCAGUGGUUAUAUCCGCACCAAUGGCCAACGAUAUCUGAUGGAACCUCUAAAGGAAUCAGUCAGCAACGAACACGCGCUCUACAGAUAUGAGGAGCUCAGGCUGCCGCAGAAGACUUGUGGUGUGGUCAACACUUCAUGGGACAGCUCAGAGCCAAAAGUGGAGGAGACCUUUAACUCUCCGAGCGAGAGGAAUGAGUUCCUGAGGGCAAAGAAGUACAUUGAAAUGUACGUGGUGGUGGAUUACUCAGAGUUCCAACGGUUUGGGUUGGCAGUGAAGAACAGGGUGUUUGAGGCAGUCAAUCACAUCAACCUGUUGUACAGGCCAUUAAAAACACACGUGGCUUUGAUUGGUCUGGAUAUCUGGUCCAGCGGAGAUAAAAUAUCUGUCCAAAAAGACUCCGGUCAAACUCUACAAAACAUGUUGAGCUGGCGUAAUAAGGAGCUGCUGCCAAGGAAGGAACAUGACAAUAUCCAAUUCAUCACUUACGUGGAUUUUGAUGGAGAUACCAUCGGCUUGGCUCAAGUGAGUGCAAUGUGCACAGGUGGCUCUGGAGCGAUUAAUCAGGAUCACGCAUCCAAUGUCCACGGGGUUGCCUCAACGAUGGCACAUGAGAUGGGCCACAACCUGGGGAUGGAUCACGACGAUAAUGCUUGCUUGUGCAAUUCCAACGCUUGCAUCAUGUCUCCAGUCUUAAGCUCUGUUUUACCAACGGAGUUCAGUUCCUGCAGUCACCAGAACUUCCAGCGCUUCACACUGACACAAACAGCUUCCUGCCUGAGGGAUGUUCCCCACCUGGAUGAGAUUGUGGCAGCACCCAUCUGUGGGAACCACUUUGUGGAGAAGGGGGAGGAUUGUGACUGUGGCAGGCCCAAGGAAUGCCAGAACCCUUGCUGUGAGCCACAGACAUGCAAACUGAAAGAGGAAGCACAGUGUGCUGAUGGAGAAUGCUGCCAAGAUUGCAAGAUCAAAGUCGCAGGCUCGCUGUGCAGGAAAGUGAAUCACGAGUGUGACCUUUCAGAGAACUGUGAUGGGAAGUCCAACAAAUGCCCACAAGACACAUUCCGGCAGAACGGAACCCCUUGUAAGAAAGGGAUGGGCUUCUGUUAUAAUGGAAAGUGUCCCACUCACGAGGACCAGUGCAUCUCUCUGUGGGGAGAAGCAUCUCGGCCAGCAUCCAGUCGAUGUUUCCAAACCAAUACGGUGGGUGAUCAGUAUCGAUACUGCAAGAAGACGACCAAGUACCAACCCUGCAGAUCUGGGGACAUAAUGUGCGGGCAGCUACACUGCGUCGGCGGGAGUUCAAAGCUGCCUUUCUCCACCGGUCGAAUAACCAUAGGACGAGAUGUGUGCAAUGUCUUUCUGGACAAGAAUGGAGUUAACCCAGGACUGGUGCAAAAUGGAAUAAAGUGCGGAGACAACAAGAUGUGUUUGAACGCAGAAUGCAUUGAAGUCAGAGUCAACAACUGCUCCAACAAGUGCCCUCAACAUUCGAUCUGUAAUCAUCUCGACCAGUGCCAGUAUGAGGAGGGCUAUGCAGCACACAGCAGCCUGCUGCCUACAGCCGCAACAGUUGUUAUUAUUUUAAUUGCCAUAUUAAUCAUCCUCGUGAUCGGAGUAGGAUGCUUCCUGUACAGGAAGUGCACACGAAAGAGCACACCCCUACCACGAACCCGGCAACCUCAGACUUCUGGACUCACAAACCUAGCCUUUGCAGGGAGCACACCAGCAACCCCACAAAUGCAAAGAAUCAACAACCCCAAGGGUCCAAUGAAGACUGCUCCACCCCCUCCGCCGUAUGCCAAGCCACCAACUGCACCCAACCCUCACACCAAGCCAUUUCCUCCUCAACCUCCAGUAAAUAGGCCGGUUUUAACUCCACCAUCAGCCAAGGUUCCGGCAUCCAAACCCACACAUCCACCAGCGCCCAAGGUCUUGAUGCCUCCAAGGAAUCCGAGAAACUGAACAUCAGACAAGAGCUGUCUUCUCCGAUCUCCCAGUUACCUGCCUCAUGCAUUACUUGUUCAAUUUAUUUAUAUCUUGUAGAAGUGCAUCUCCCAAAUCUUUAUUCUCUAUUUAUUCCAUUGACUUAUAACUAAAGAUGAAAAGCACAGGACUGCUCAGCCACUGUCUUGAUGAGGAAAGGCAGGAGGGUGUUUUAGAGUAUCAACUAAAAUCAGUGGAACUUUAUGUGGGAGUUUUCUGACACAAUUACCAUCCAAUGAUAAAAUCGAAGGCUUGCAUAUAAAGGUGGAGGUGAUGUGCAUUUAUUCUCAAAUAAAAACAAUACUAAAAAAU
Messenger RNA from Pristis pectinata (smalltooth sawfish), 2764 nucleotides. RefSeq names its product zinc metalloproteinase-disintegrin-like crotastatin. Gene Ontology annotation, molecular function: metalloendopeptidase activity. The coding region runs from base 89 to 2431 and encodes 780 amino acids. The record is from RefSeq and is a predicted model, not a curated record. Gene Ontology annotation, cellular component: plasma membrane. Gene Ontology annotation, biological process: proteolysis. Lineage: Eukaryota; Metazoa; Chordata; Chondrichthyes; Rhinopristiformes; Pristidae. The transcript has 24 exons.